UUCACGAGUCGGAGGGGUUGAGAAGCUCCGCCCCAGAAGCUCAGUCCGCGUGGAGCAGUUGACACAACCACCAGCUAGCAGUCAAAUACCCUCAUAGACAUACACCUGAAUCUGCAGUUAGCAAGCAUCUAGCUCAAAAUCUUCACAGAACUGUGAGCUGUCUGCAUUCGGCUUCCAUCCCAAAUCCACUUCUGUCUGAGGUGUGACUGACAGCUGUGACAGCCUAUCAUGGAGGAGCUCCAGGAUGUCCAGCUGACUGAGAUCAAACCCCUGCUCACAAACCAGGGCGGCCGGAACUUCCAGGACUUUGACUGUCAGGAGCAUGACAUUGAGACCCUCCAUGGCGUACUGCAUGUGACUAUGAGGGGUGUUCCCAAGGGCAACCGACCUGUCAUUCUCACCUACCAUGACAUCGGUUUGAACCACAAGUCGUGUUUCAACACUCUGUUCAACUACGAGGACAUGCAGGAGAUCACGCACCACUUUGCCGUGGUCCACGUAGAUGCACCUGGGCAGCAGGAGAACGCCCCGCCCUUCCCUGCAGGGUACCAGUAUCCAUCUAUGGAUGAGUUGUCUGAGAUGCUUCCAUCUGUUCUCACUCAUCUGAAGGUGACCAGCGUGAUUGGCAUCGGAGUGGGAGCAGGAGCCUACAUCCUGUCCAGGCUGGCACUGAGCGAGCCUUCUCUGGUGGAAGGACUGGUGCUCAUCAACGUAGACCCCUGUGCUAAGGGCUGGAUGGACUGGGCUGCAUCAAAGCUGAGCGGCUGGACUAGUAACCUGGUGGACAUUGUGAUGGGACACCACUUCAGUGAUGAGGAGCUGAGUGACAACCAGGAGAUAGUCCAGACGUACAGGCUCCACAUCUCCCAGGACAUCAACCAGGACAACCUGGCUCUGUUCUGCUACUCCUACAACAGCCGCCGGGAACUGGAGAUGGAGAGGCCAAUCGUAGGUCUGACUGAUGACACUGCCAACACGAUGAGGUGUCCUUCUCUGCUGGUGGUUGGAGACACGGCGCCCGCCGUCGACGCCGUGGUGGAGUGUAACUCCAGGAUGAAUCCCACCAAAACCACCCUGUUGAAGAUGGCUGACUGUGGCGGCCUCCCUCAGGUGGUCCAGCCUGGCAAACUGGCUGAAGCCUUCAAGUACUUUGUCCAAGGAAUGGGCUACAUGCCCACCGCCAGUAUGACUCGCCUGGUUCGAUCUCGUACACACUCGGCCUCCAGCAUGGGAUCAGUGGAGGGAAGUCGCAGUCGCACUCACACCAGCUCACAGCUAGAGGGCGCCACCGCAGCCAGCCCUGCUCACAGCAGCCAGACCAGGCCACAGACCAUGGAGGCAGAGGAGAGACAGGCCGAUGUCCCAAAGCCUGUCCUGCUGGCCUAGAGGUCGUCAAACCACCAUCUCCCUCCAGCACCCAGUACCCAAACCCUUUUGUCUUGUACGCAGAACUCAGCCCUUCACAUAAACCCCUCCUCUCCAUCUUCAGUUUUUAAGGAUUACUAUUAUGUUGUGAAUUUGUGAGGUUUGGGUUUACAAACUGAUGUAGUAGAUAUUAUGUCCUACCGUGGGUACUGAAAGUUAUCAGGAAGCAUGACUAUGACAUUGUUGGAUUUCUUUUGUCUAGCUGUUUGUAUCGAGCUAGUUUGGUUUCAGUUAUACAGUCUUGUAGGUUUUCUCUUUGGGGUUGUUUAAAGCAGCAGAGAUGUGUUGGUUAAACCCAGGGGCCAGGGUUUAGGCUGCAGGCACGGGCUGUGGUCACUAGUCAGGGUGAAGGAGAGUUUACUUCUAAUGGUCAGGGUUAAGUUAAAUAAUUGGGUGGGGCUGCAUACUGCCAGGUUAACAAGCCUACUCCAGACGAAUACUAACAGGUUUGCACUAUCAUGAAGCAUUCCAGAGGCGUAAUGGGUAAUGUAUUAAACCAGACUUAUUUCAUGUCUAUCACUGCUGUUGUUAUUGGUAUCAUCACUAUCAUGGUGGGUCUGAUUGUACUGUAGCAGGUGACUGUGGUGAUGCUUCGUUCCUCUGCUGACUAUUAUUACUGUUUGUACUGACGAUGAAAUAAAGCUAAGUUAUACUAUC
Messenger RNA from Osmerus eperlanus (European smelt), 2082 nucleotides. Its product is annotated as protein NDRG3-like. Bases 229 to 1386 code for a protein of 385 amino acids. Lineage: Eukaryota; Metazoa; Chordata; Actinopteri; Osmeriformes; Osmeridae. The record is from RefSeq and is a predicted model, not a curated record. The transcript has 17 exons. Gene Ontology annotation, cellular component: cytoplasm. Gene Ontology annotation, biological process: signal transduction.